Messenger RNA from Apis cerana (Asiatic honeybee), 6129 nucleotides. Its product is annotated as membrane-associated guanylate kinase, WW and PDZ domain-containing protein 1. Gene Ontology annotation, biological process: signal transduction. Gene Ontology annotation, cellular component: cytoplasm. The record is from RefSeq and is a predicted model, not a curated record. Gene Ontology annotation, molecular function: protein binding. Lineage: Eukaryota; Metazoa; Arthropoda; Insecta; Hymenoptera; Apidae.
UCGCGCCAUGUACUAGUGCAUGAUCUAACCGCAAGGUGUAUCUGAAUAUAGACGUUAGUUAAAUACCUCAGUUGCGUGCAGUGCAAUACGUGAUGUAGAUCUGUGACAAACGUGAAUACGUAUCGCUCCAUUCUCAUUUCGAAAUGAUUAUUUCCGCGGUCCCGAAGUGAUUCAGUGUUGAAAUAUUUCAGCCUGUUUUUAUGGCUGAAGCACCAUGAUUGAAUCAAUUGGGAAUUGUAUCGAAAGAAAUCAAUGAUAUUAAGGUGGAAUUAAAGAAAUUAUAAAAUGGCUACAAGAACAGAAGAUACAACAUCUAUUGAUAAUACUAAUGACGGAGAAAGUAUGGAUAAAGAGGUAUUAGCAAUUAGUGGAAAUGAUGAAACUAAUCAUCGUAUUCCACCAACAUAUUUGUAUAAUUCAGGUUCUGAACAAAAUACAGGAAUAUCUAAUCAGGAACAAAACAAUAAAAAUCGUACUCAAGCUUCAGAGGAUCAGUUAGGACCUUUACCACCAAAUUGGGAAAAAGCCUUUACAGAUACAGGAGAAGUUUAUUUUAUAGAUCACAAUACAGGUACUUCUCACUGGUUAGAUCCACGUUUAUCUAAAUUUCAAAAAAGAUCUCUUGAAGAAUGUUUAGAUGAUGAAUUACCUUAUGGUUGGGAGAAAAUAGAUGACACUCUCUAUGGUACAUAUUUCAUUGAUCAUGUAAAUCGUAGAACUCAAUAUGAAAAUCCUGUAUUGCAAGCCAAACGGGCACAACAAAAUUUAGGAGAAAGAAAGAGUCCUAAUUUUACAAGAAAUCCUGAUAAAUUAAAAGGUCAAAAAAUAAGAACAACUUUAAUAAAGAGUACAAGAGGAUUAGGAUUUACAAUUGUUGGUGGAGAUGAUUCAGUGGAAGAAUUUUUACAAAUUAAAAGUGUUGUACCAAAUGGUCCAGCAUGGUUAGAUGGAAAAUUGCAAACAGGAGAUGUAUUAGUCUAUGUUAAUGAUACAUGUGUUUUGGGUUUUACACACAAUGAAAUGGUAAGUGUUUUCAAAUCAAUUAGCAGUGGCGAAACUGUUACAUUAGAAGUAUGUCGUGGUUAUCCAUUACCAUUUGAUCCAAAUGACCCAAACACAGAAGUGGUUACAACUAUUGCUGUAAAUACUCCAGAUAUUUUAACAGAAGAUCCUAGAUUAUACAUGGAUUUGGAUCCUGCUUUGCAAAGUAAUAGUCGUUUCAAUUUUUUGGAUUCUACAUUCUUGCCAGUACAUAAUCUUCAAAAUGGUGAAAAUCUUGCCACAACUUCUGUCAAUUCAAUGCCAGAUCUUUGUAUUUCGGAUAAAAUUAAUACAAUUAAAAGACCUAGCAGUACAGAUAUUUUAUUAUCUGAAAACAGUGAUUUGAAUGAUUGUAAAGAUUCAUCAACGUCUUCCAAACCAGAAUUUCUCAGUAUUGCGAUUGUGAAGGGUACUAUGGGAUUUGGAUUUACAAUAGCAGAUUCUGCUCAUGGUCAGAAGGUUAAAAAGAUUUUAGAUCGUCAACGUUGUAAAAAUUUAAUUGAAGGUGACAUUUUAGUUAAUAUAAAUGAUAUUAAUGUGAGAAAUAUGUGUCAUUCAGAAGUAGUACAGGUUUUAAAAGAUUGUUCUCGCAAUGAAGAGGCACUGAUACAUGUACAAAGAACAACAUCAAAAUCAAACGAAAAAAAGGAAAAAAAUUCACAAGAUUUUUUUAGAAGUAAAACACCAACAGCCGAUAUUUAUAGCACUCAAACAAAAACUGUUGUACCAAGUCGACCAAAAACUCCACUUAUUGAUACUAGAAAUCGUCCAAAAUCUCCAUCUAGUGCUAUCAGAUCAAAUUGGAAUGAACAAAACGAAAAUGAAUUAAAUCCACUUGAUAAUCGAUACAAAUAUUCAGAAUAUACACAUAACAUAUAUUAUAAUGAUCCAUAUAAAGCAAAUAUUACAAAUUUAUCUGAUAAUUUUGUUACAAUGACAAAUUUAGAUGAUGAUUCUGUAAGAAAUAGUACAAAAAGAGAUUGGGUCACAAAUGAAAAAUUGAACAUAAAUAAUGAUGUAUAUUCUAUUGAUAUACCUCAUCAUGAUAAUAUAUUAAAACAAAAUGGAUGCUUACAUUCAGACUAUUAUAAAGAUUUAUAUACAUCACAAUCACAUUCUCAGUAUAGUGAACAAGAUUAUAAUGUAUAUUCCAUUGGUCAAGAACAAAAUGUUGAUACUGGUGAAAUAUGGGAUAAACGAAAAGAGACUACUAGUUUUGAGCAUGAACAACCACAUUCCAGUUCAAUACCACGGUAUCCUCAAUAUAACAACGAAUUAGUGUGUCCGAUCGUGCCUGAUAUAGAAUGGAUAGAAACCUUAGUAACUUUAAUAAGACAAGAUACAGGAUUUGGAUUUAGAAUAGUUGGUGGUACUGAGGAAGGAUCUCAAGUUUCAGUUGGACAUAUAGUACCUGGUGGAGCAGCAGACUUAGAUAAUAGAUUAAAUACAGGUGAUCUCAUUAUGUCCGUUGAUGGUGAGAGUGUUAUGAAUUCGUCACAUCAUCAUGUUGUACAAUUAAUGAUAGCUGCUGCUCAGAAUGGUAGAGUCACUUUGGGAAUUCGUCGCCGAAUUAAUACCCAAGAACAUCUUCCAGAAAAUCUUCAAACGUCAUAUAAUAGACAGAUGAAUCUUCAAUAUCCUUAUGAUGUAACGGUCACUAGAAUGGAAAAUGAAGGUUUUGGUUUUGUUAUUAUUUCUUCAGUUAAUAAAGCUGGUUCGACGAUAGGUAGAAUAAUUGAAGGUUCACCCGCUGAAAGAUGCGGGCGAUUAAAUGUUGGCGAUCAUAUUCUUGCCGUCAAUCAUGUAGAUAUUACAAAUGUUUGUCAUAAAGAUAUUGUGAAUUUAAUUAAAGACUCGGGCUAUUCUGUUACAUUGACAAUUGGUUACCCUCUUGAUGAUUGUUGUAGUAAUACAUCUCUAUCUCAAAAGGAUGAACCAACAUGUGAUGGAGAUGGAGGACAAUAUCAUGCUGUUGAAUUAACUCGUGGAACUAGAGGAUUUGGUUUUAGUAUUCGUGGAGGACGUGAAUUUCAAAAUAUGCCAUUAUUUGUUUUACAAAUUGCAGAAAAUGGUCCAGCAUCUAUUGAUAAUCGAUUAAGAGUCGGCGAUCAAAUAAUUGAAAUAAAUGGAAUUAAUACUAAAAAUAUGACACAUACAGAAGCUAUCGAAAUUAUAAGAAAUGGUGGACCAUCUGUUCGACUUUUAGUUCGACGUGGUUGUCAAAUGCCUUCAGUGGUAGGUGCUCCUCCACACCUCUACGACAUGAAUAUAUGAAAUUAACCACUCUAAAUAACAUUAUAUUAAUAUUAAAAAUAUUAACGAUAUUUAUUUCUGCAAAUGAUGAUACUAAUGCUAACGUUGUCCUUGUAUAACAUUCCUUAAUAAUUUUAUUUGAAGCUUCAAAGUUUAACAUUAGGUACCAUAAUAAAAAAAAAAAUAUUUAAAGACAAUAUGCAAAAGAAAACAAUGAUUGCAAGAGGUUGUUUUAUUGCAGUGAGAGUUAGAUUAAUACUGUUUUACAGUACUAUGACAUUUGGUACAGAAAUAUCUGGUGCAAACGGAAAACAGUGUUAUAUUGUAUAUUUUAUGGAGUUGGUUAUACAUAAAUGUAGGUAUGUAGUAAGAUAUAUACUUUUUGUAUGCGACACGUUGAAAUCAAUUUUUAUAACUUAUAUGUGCAGCUUCUAUAUUUGAUAAUAUUAUUUACUAGUGAUUAUUAGAGCUUCAAAUUAUACAUAUUGCAGUUCAACAAUAUUAAUAUGGAUAUUGUGGACAUGGUUGUUGAUUUUCAAUGAAAUGAAUUAUACUUUAUAAUAAUAUUAAUAUUAAUUACGUAUUAUAUAUAAUUAUAAUGUUUUGAUUAUUAAAAUGAGAAAUUUUACAUAUUUUUAAGUUGAAAAAACAAAUAUGUGAACGACUUUUCUUGCAGCUAUGAACGUAACUUGUAAAGUCCGAUUUAUAGGGAUGAUACUUGCUCAUUCUAACAAAAUUGGACUGGUGCUAACUCUAUAUUUAAAUGAUCUAAUUUCUGAAAAGAAAAAAUAUUAAUUCAUCCUAACACGUGUGAUAGCUUGAGAGUAUUGUGCCUUACGCGUGUUCCAUAUUUAAUAACAAAAUUAUUAAGCAAAAGCUUAAGCUUUUGAAGCAAUUAUAAAUUUUUUAUUGAACUUUAUUGUAGAGUAAUCUUACAAUCGACCAAAUAAGUAUUCGACCGAUUGAUGAAGGCACCCCACGCAGACAUUUAUUGAAAUUACACGAGAUGGGUGUGCAUCCUAAAAAACGUCAGAAAGUUCGAUUUUUCAUUUUACUCAACUGCUGUUCAUCUAAAAAUAGAUAUUUAUGAUAAACAAGCAUUUACAAACAUAAUAUUAUUUUAUUCAUAAUAAAUUAAUAUUUUAUAAAAUUAAAUAUUAAUUUUGAGAAAAAAAUUUUUAACAUCUUUAUUAGGUCAUUUUACAUUUUUUUUAUAAAAUUGACCUAAUUAUAUAUUGAAAUUCUUUGUAUAAAUGAAUUAAUAUGUAAACAAAUACGGUGAAUUGCAAAUGUGAAUAGAGUAUAAUCUAUUUGUAAUAACAAAUAGUAUUAAUACCUAUAAAAUGUAGGAUUUACUUAUUUUAAUAUCUGUGUAGAAAAAUUAUUCUCUACUAGUAGAUUUUUUACUAAAAGAACUUGAAGUAUCUAAAUUAAAUAUUUUUGUAUAUAUACUCCGUAGUAAUUGUAUACACUCAGGAAUAUUUUGAUAAAUUCACGAUAUUUACGAUAUAAUAUUGUGAUGUUAAUCAUAAAAUAAUAUGCUUUUGAGUAUAUGUAUACAAUUUGUGAAGAAUCUCUUUAUUAAAUAAUAAUCUCUUGCAUUAUUAUUUUACUUUUUGAGCAGCAUUUAAAGAAUAUUGUCGAUAAUUUUUUUAUUAUAAUAUAAUAUUUAUUAUGAUUAUUGUACGAAAUAUAUGCGAAUAGCAAUAAUUAAAUUAAGUACUGAUACAACCAAAGAAACAAAUGCAUUUAAUCAUUUUGAGAUGCAAUGUAAAAGAUACAAAAAAAAAAUAUUACUACAUUUAUUAUUUAAAAACUUUAUUUAAAAUAAAAUAAAUAACAUACUUUCUUUUAUUAAUUAUAUGGAAAUAUUUAUAAUAAAGUAAUUGAAAAAAAUUAUUAAUAAAAUUGAAUAGAGAAUUGAAUAAAAUAAAUAAAAAAUCUUUUCCGAUUUUUUUUUGCGAAAUUGAAAUGUAUUGAACAUAAAAAGUUAAUAAAUAUAUUUUUUUACUAGUAAUAACUACAAAAAAAAAUGUUUGAAUAAAAUAUAAUGAAGUUAAACGCUAAAAAUGAAUUUGUUAAACAAGAUUGAUUUAAAUUAUAUUUUUAUCUUUAAAUCUUUUCGAAUAUAAAAAACUGUUUUAAAAAUCUUAAGAAUUUGUAUAAAAUUUUUAUUGUUUAUAUUUACUUAAGCUAUUUUACAUGUAUCUUAUCAAUAAGAAACAAUAGUAAACGCAUUUAAAAUUUAUUACAUUUUAUCUAUAUUAUAUAGUUAUGUUUAUUUUUAUAAUUAAAUAUAAAAAUAUAUAUAUAUACAUACAUAUAUAUAUGUAUAUAUGUAUGUGUGUGUAUAUAUAUAUACAUACACACAUUUACAAUUUGUAUAUUAUAUAAAAUAGUGCAAACAAAUUAUAAAUAUUUAAAUAUUAAAAAGAUACAUUAAAAAAUUAUGUGUGACAUUAUUAAGAUAGUUAUAAGAUAAAAAAAAUAGUUUUCAAUUAAAAUGUAUUCACUAUCUUUAUAAUUUUUAUCAUCAUUAAAAAAAAUUUUAUCUUCUAUAAUUACGUUAUGAUUUUAUCUCUUAUAAAUAUAUUGCAUCGUUUUAUUAAAAAUAUUAUAUAUUUAAAAAUUGAAAAUAUUGUAUCAUUAAACAUAUUUUUUUUUGUUAUAAUUACUGUAUAAUUAUUAAAUUUUUUGAAUCUUUCGAUAUUUAUUAUAGAUUAAUAUUUGAUAAAUUUGUUAUUAUUGAACUUGAAAUAUCAUUAUUAUUAUUAAAAUUCUAUUAUAGAAUUAUUAUUGUUGAUACAUAUAUCAAUAAUAAACAUUUUAAUUAAU